This is a messenger RNA of Magnusiomyces paraingens, 1272 nucleotides long. RefSeq lists its product as uncharacterized. The coding region runs from base 1 to 1272 and encodes 423 amino acids. Lineage: Eukaryota; Fungi; Ascomycota; Dipodascomycetes; Dipodascales; Dipodascaceae. The record is from RefSeq and is a predicted model, not a curated record. Gene Ontology annotation, molecular function: glutaminyl-peptide cyclotransferase activity; zinc ion binding. The transcript has a single exon.
AUGAAAUCACAAAUUAGCGGGCGCCACCUAAUACCAUUAAAAGCUAAAUACUAUUCCCGAAGUAGCCGGUCUUCUUUGGACAAUCAAAUCACUAGAAUGCUAUGCGAAACAUUUGUUUUCUUGAACAUUAUCAUUAGUAUAUUGCUAUUACCUGUACAAGCAUAUACGACACUUCACCAAAAAGAAUACCAAAAAUUACAAGAUACAAAUACAGCUGAAACACUGCUAGAUCCAAAAAACAAAAAUGGUUUACUGGAACCUGUGUUAAAACUGAGAAUUCCAGAUACCCCCGGCUCUUUAGAAGUGCAGGCACACUUUCAAAAAUUCUUUAAUGAUAGAAAUGCCGAUUUAAAUCAAAUUAACAUUAAUCGAGGCAACCCUUCUUUAAACACUAGUACGUGGCAAUUUGAAAUGGACAGCUUCCAAGAAGAUACACCAAGUAUUAAAAACGUGACAUUUACAAAUUUGAUAUUUACAAGAGAUCCUCCUCGUGCGACUGCAGGCUCAACUGGUAGGCUUUCUCUUGUUGCACACUACGACUCCAAGAUUGAACCUAAAGGUUUCAUUGGUGCUAUUGAUAGUGCUUUUCCAUGUGCAUUGAUGAUGUACGUUGUUCAGGCACUUGAUAGUGCUUUAACUGAGUAUUGGGAUAAUAAUAUUGAUUCUGAAACCGGACUACAAAUCAUUUUUUUAGACGGUGAAGAAGCAUAUGUUCAUUGGACUGAUACCGAUUCUACAUAUGGAGCCCGUCAUUUAGCUGAACUUUGGGAAAAACCAUCAUUCACUGUCACAUCACCCAGAAGAUCACAAUUAGAAUCAAUCGAUUUGUUUUUAUUACUUGACCUUCUUGGUACAGAAGAUGCAACUAUUCGAAGUUAUUUUAGAGAUACUGAUUGGCUUCAUGAACAUUUAAACUCCCUUGAAAAGUAUUAUAGAGGGAAUGGCAUUAAAACAAAGAAAAAAGGAGUUACUGGGUCACCAAAAAAAAGAUCUUCUCUUCAGAAAAAACCUUUUUUUCCAAGAAAUGGCGAAUGGUUUCAUCUUGCAUCCUUUCUUUCAGAUGAUCAUUUACCUUUUAUUGCUAGAGGGGUACCAGUUCUCCAUUUAAUUCCACUUCCAUUUCCUAGUGUUUGGCAUAAAAUUGAAGAUGAUGCCGAUCAUCUUGACAAACAGACUAUUUAUGAUUGGUCUUUAAUAAUGACUGCUUUUGUUGCCGAGUAUAUGGAACUAAGUGGAUAUCUAGGAAUUGAAACAACUAGAAGUGAUUUAUGA